AUGGUCAACCGCCUCCUCAACAAAAUCGCCAUCGUAACCGGCUCGGCAUCGGGCAUCGGCCGCGCAAUCGCUCUCCUCUUCGCUGCCGAAGGCGCCACAGUAAUCGUCACUGACCUUCAAGAAUCAUCCCUCCUCUCUGCUGCUGAAGGCACCGACGGGCACCUCACCACUGUCCAAGAGAUCGAGAAAGGUGGCGGCCGCGCCGUCUUCGUGAAAGCCAACAUCGCCGUCGCCGCGGAUGUCGAGGCCCUCGUGCAGGAAGCCGUCACUCUGUUCGGUAGACUCGACAUCUUCGUAAACAAUGCGGGCACGGGCGAAGAUAGGAAGAAGAUCUGGGAGUAUAGAGAAGAGCAGUGGGACAAGAUUUUAAAUAUCAACCUGAAGGGAGUCUUUCUGGGGACGAAGUAUGCGAGCAGGCAGAUGGUGGAGCAGACGGCGGGCCCGUCGGGGGAUAAAGGGUGGAUCGUCAACAUUGCAAGUAUCUGGGGGCUUUCUGGACAGACAAACUACACUGGCUACACGGCUGCGAAACACGGCGUCAUCGGCUUGACGAAGACGGCGGCGCUGGAUUGCGCGCCGCACCGCAUCCAUGUCAAUGCUCUGUGCCCUGGCUUCACCAAUUCGGCAAUGACGCAUCAUGUGUUUUCCGAUGAUACGCUAAAGGCGCACUUGCUUCAAAGACAUCCGUUCCGAGGAUUGGGGGAAGGCAAGGAUAUUGCUAGAGCAGCGUUAUUCUUGGCUAGUGAGGAUGCUUCAUGGGUUACUGGAGUUGGCAUACCCGUUGAUGGUGGAUACAGUAUCAAUGGAAAAGACGACAGGACCAAGCUGCGAGCGGCGAAAGACUAUGACCAGGAAGGUAGCAGAGUUCUGAUCCAGGAAGCAGGACAUCACCUCGUUCCAAAUGCUUUUUAG
Didymosphaeria variabile is the source of this 912-nucleotide messenger RNA. RefSeq lists its product as uncharacterized. Lineage: Eukaryota; Fungi; Ascomycota; Dothideomycetes; Pleosporales; Didymosphaeriaceae. The record is from RefSeq and is a predicted model, not a curated record. The transcript has 5 exons. Gene Ontology annotation, molecular function: oxidoreductase activity. The coding region runs from base 1 to 912 and encodes 303 amino acids.